Motacilla alba alba is the source of this 1613-nucleotide messenger RNA. RefSeq names its product OVCA2 serine hydrolase domain containing (gene OVCA2). Gene Ontology annotation, cellular component: cytoplasm; nucleus. Gene Ontology annotation, biological process: response to retinoic acid. The record is from RefSeq and is a predicted model, not a curated record. Lineage: Eukaryota; Metazoa; Chordata; Aves; Passeriformes; Motacillidae. The transcript has a single exon. Bases 370 to 1386 code for a protein of 338 amino acids.
CCGCGUACCGAAAGCGCCACCCCGUGGUGUCGUUGCCACCGAACAGCAACGGGGACAAUGCCAGCCCGGCCCGGGGGAGGGACACGCGGCUCCCCCAGCCCUGUCGGGGUGAGGGCCUGCCGAGCCCCCGGGAAAGGGGGGGUUCCCCCCGGGGGUGCUGCGGGCUGGGCACGGACUGGCUCAUCGCAGCUCCGGCUGGGGCUGGGAUAUCCCUGACCCUCCCUCUCCCUGCAGGGGAAGCCACCCGCGCUCCCCGCCCCGCCCGAGGGUGGGGAGCACCCAAACACCGGGGACCUCGCAGCCUCGUGAGUGUCGCCCGCCGCUGCCGCGCUCUGGGACGUGGCGUGGGCAGAGGCGGGGGCACCGCUGAUGCGAGCACCACCGGGACCCCUCUGCUGGGAUGGAUGGGGCACACCCCGUCACUCGACAGCACCCCUGCCCGCAAGGACCGACCCCGGCUGUCCGCGGGGAGCUGCCCCUCGCGGGCCGGGCCGUGCCGCCGCCCUGCCCGCGGUCGCACCGGGGGUCGCGUCCCGCCCGCCCCGCCGGGGCUGCCCCGUCCUCACCCCCCCGAGACCUCCCGCCGCCAGGCGGCGCGCGUCACCCCCGCGAAGGCGCUCCGCUCGCUCUCCUCUGUCCGGCCAAUCAGCGCGCGGCGUUCCGGCGGGAAGGCGGAAGUGGCGCUGCCGCGGCGCGGCCAUGGCGGAGGCGCGGCCGCUGCGGCUGCUGGCGCUGCACGGGUACCGGCAGAGCGCCCGCCGCCUCCGCCAGCGCACCGGCGCGCUCCGCAAGGCCCUGCGCGGCCGCGCCGAGCUGGUGGCCAUCGACGCGCCGCACCGCUUGCCCGCCGGCGCCGAGGACGACCCCGACGCGGAUGACCCCCCCCGCGGCUGGUGGUUCUCCGGGCCCGGCACGUUCGAGGCGGGCGAAGCGGCCGCGGCUCCGGCGGGGCUGGAGGAGUCUCUGUCGGCCGUGGCGGCGGCGCUGGCGGAGCACGGGCCCUUCGACGGGCUGCUGGGCUUCAGCCAGGGCGCGGCGCUGGCCGCCAUGGUGUGCGCCCUGCGGGCCCGCGGCGACCCGCGCUUCCCGGUGGCCUUCGCCGUGCUGGUGGCCGCGUUCGCCAGCCGCGCCCCGGCACACGGACACUUCUACCGGGAGCCCAUCGCCCUGCCCACGCUGCACGUCGUGGGCGACACGGACGCCGUGAUCGCAGCGCCCCUGAGCAGGGAGCUGGCGCAGUGCUUCGUGGAGCCCGUGGUGCUCACGCACCCCGGCGGGCACUUCAUCCCCGCGGCGGCGGAGCAGAAGAAAGCCUACCUGGAAUUCCUGGAACGCUUCUGCCCCCGGCAGGGCCAGGCCGAGCGCCCAGCGGCUGGGGAGGUUUGAGAACGGGCGCUGUAAUAAAAAAAGGGCUCUGGUGAGCCGCGUGCAGCCAUCCAUCCCGUGAAACAUCACUGUGUCCGUGCCUCCAGAGGGACCAGAGAACAGCUCACUGCACAUUCUGCUCUUCAGUGUUCACCCAGGCCAGGCUAAAUGGUUCUUUAUCUCCCUUUUUUUCAGCUUUGUUGUAUACAUCAGUAUAAAAUAUAUAUGUAUAUAUACGUGUGUGUAUA